This is a messenger RNA of Phanerochaete carnosa HHB-10118-sp, 2200 nucleotides long. RefSeq lists its product as uncharacterized. The coding region runs from base 35 to 2143 and encodes 702 amino acids. The transcript has a single exon. The record is from RefSeq and is a predicted model, not a curated record. NCBI's taxonomy places the organism in Eukaryota, Fungi, Basidiomycota, Agaricomycetes, Polyporales, Phanerochaetaceae.
AGGCCGACUGGUCUAGAAUGCCGGCACAGGGAACAUGCCUACCCCUGCCGCUCCACUGAUCCGAGAUCGGCCUUCGAGGGUACGACACUUCGUGCUCAAGGGGACAUCGGUGAGGAUCCGAGGCUACGACGUUCCCUGGGAGAAGAACGACGUCGGGAAGAUACCUGUUUUCUACGGCGGACUGCUGGGUCCCCCGACAGAAUCUUGGAUGCUAUACCGUGAUCAAAGGGAGUGGCGAAGGAGCGCAUGGGGACUAGCGCAGAUUGCGCUAUUGGGCGCCGCGGCAGAGGAAAAACUCUUCCAAACUUCCGGCCAGGGGGAACGUUUCACCCUCAGACCGACAACUCGCUCUUCCGUUCCUUUCCAGUGGGUACAUGUAGGCCCCGGCGCCAUUCCUGAUACACUUGCCGACCUUUCAUGCGCCACCAUGAGCAUCGCAGAUCUCCUUCACAAUCUCAAUACCGUCCUUGGUGCAAAUCAUCUGCUGGGUACGGAAGGCAUCGAUGACUUGCUCGAGGAGAUUAGAAGAACGUCGCACGAUUUUGGAGAAGCUUAUGGCAAAGUGCGAGCCUGGUGGACGGGGCCGGAGCUUGGUAGAAUGGGGAGGAGGCUAUAUGCGAUGCUACGCGAACACGAAGCGGACGACGAGGCCUUCCGACAGCAGGUCACCCAAGGAUUCGCUCUUCAAAAGUCAGGCGUACGUCCAAGGCGUGUCUGGGACCUGUACAGCAACCGCGUCCUACCAACUGCCACGGUUCCAGAGUAUAAAUAUGAUCGCAGCCCGCGAAGCCUACCUUACCAGCUGUGGACUGUGUCCCAUAGCUGGGUGGCCGAAGAAGAGCAGGAGAAUAUCUGGACACCUGUCAACAACAACCAAUGGCCUGUGCCUCUACCGCGCGCUACGAGCUUGGGGCACGUCCGUGUCGAGCUGCUGAACAUGGGCGCCGAGUACGUCUGGCUCGAUGUGCUGUGUCUAAGGCAGCAAGGUCGCAAGGAGGACGAGGCCCAGCGGAUUGAAGAAUGGAAGAUCGACGUGCCCACGAUUGGAUAUAUUUAUCAAGGUGAUCCAGAUGAUAAACGUCGGCCGUGUAUCACAUAUUUCAACGGCCUCGGGCUCCCUCUCGACACGUCGCCAAACACUUUGGCGUCCGGUAGACACUGGUUCAACCGUGUAUGGACGCGGCAGGAGACCUUAUUAUCCUGGCUGCCCGGAGGUCUGACAGGGGAGCCGCUUACCGACGGAGAGGAAUUCUUUUCCCGCUUGAGGGCCCUUACUGAGCAAGCCGAUGCACAGAGCGAAGGUCUUGCAAAAGAGCUAAUGGGCCGUAGCUGCACCAAAGAGCUGGACAGGAUCGCCGGCCUCGCGUACUGUCUGCGGUGCCCCACCUUACCACUCUACAACGAGGCGGUCCCGGUGGAGCGUGCAUGGGAGCUUCUUUUGAAACACGUGCCCGAUGGUUGGCGUACGGACGUAUUCCUCCGCAACCCGGCAGACACACCUUUCGCACUCUUUCCUUCAUGGAGAGGAUAUGGGACCGCCGGACCCGCCCUCUAUGGCACAUUGCUCGACGGAUUGAACCCCCUGCAGCUGGUGGACCAGUCUCAACUUUACACCGGCGACCCAGGACAAUAUUAUCAUAUCGCAGAUUUCGUUGGACCCUGCCGGAUUACGUGCACUAGCCACAGUACGACAACGGAAAACUGGCCGCCGGGAGCGCUCAGGCUUCGUCUUGACGUCAAGGGCGCAUCGACCUUUACGUUGGUGCCCGAGGGCAUACACGGCGUGGUCCUACAGGAUGCGGUCUACACUUUGAUUCGGUUUCGCGGGUACUACAGAGAGGAGGAGUGUUGGGUCAUAGCGGAGAUUAUUGAAGAUCGGGAUGCUCGAGGAUUCGAACGUCCCGCCGUCAAAGCAGUGAAGUGGGCCGUCAUGCGCAUUAUUCCGGACUACCGGUCAAAAUCGUCACGGAAGACCAAUUGGACCCCAGUCGAUUACUGGGCUAAAGUGUGGCGGAAUAGCAAGCAGGGAAAUGUAAUGUACAUAACUGGAGAGGAGGCGCAGCAACGGACGAAGUACAAGGAUCAGUAUAUAGCAGCAUUCGAGAAGAUUAGAGCACUUGGAAAGACGUUUAUCAUUACCUAGCUACCCUAUUAUAUUCCGGCAUUGUGGUGGCGCAAUAAAACAACUGUCUACAACCGG